Parascedosporium putredinis is the source of this 936-nucleotide messenger RNA. NCBI's taxonomy places the organism in Eukaryota, Fungi, Ascomycota, Sordariomycetes, Microascales, Microascaceae. The record is from the annotation of a GenBank genome assembly.
AUGCCCUGGCACGCGUACUCGCACAGGUGGACUCGAUUCUCUACGAAACCGGGUGGUGUCGUCGAAAUACAAACAACGCAGAAGAGAGCGGAAGAGGUAGUCCCCGUGCCCAUGUUAACCCCUCUCGCGAGCCCGUCUCGCACGGAGCGUGAGGCCAAGUCUACCACCGAACGGUCUUCCCCACGGACCGUUGCCAUUCAAAGCGUAGAGGCUGCAAAGCGGCAAUCUCCCUCCCAUGAGCAGCAGGAGGGCCUACAGUUCCCCACGCACCCGGCGAAAACGAAGCGAUAUCUCGUACUUUGUUUUAGUAGCGGCGCGCACCGGAUGGCGGUCCGCAACAUCGACCUCACCAACGUCCACCACGACGAGAUCCUAUUCCGAAAAGCGCGGGAGGCAUAUGAUGAGGCAAAGGCCGCGCAGUUCCGUAACCCCUUUAUCGUGGCGCGCACAAUUCAUUACGUCAGGAUUGAGCUUCUGUACCUACACCAUACGGGUGAAAGCGUCGGUAACCGAGAACUUGAUUCUAUCCCCGCAAUCGAGGACGUAUACAGCGGGGACUACUCGUACAGGCCCUGUCCGCCCGAUAUUGGCCGGUACCCCAUCCACCCCGAUAUUUUCAUGCACUCCUUUAAAGAUCCAGGGGAUCACACUGGGUCAGUAGCCGUGGCGAGGUUGCCCAAGAAGAUGAGGCGGCCGCUCACUUGCGCGAACGAUUCGUUGAAUAUCCCUACUGGUUGGGGUAUAUACAUUGUGGAGGGCUUGAACUGGCCUCUCGUCGGGAUUGUCAUUUCUCUCUUGAUGCUGGUUACCGCUGGUAUAGCUUUAGCGUGGAGUGUUGUGCAGAAAGAUGUUCAAGGUGGAACAGGAAUUGGUUCGUUGAUUGCCGCCCUGACUGAUGUGAUAGUGUCUGUUAUCUUUAUCGUAAAUCAGGAUUAA